Messenger RNA from Paramacrobiotus metropolitanus, 2663 nucleotides. RefSeq lists its product as uncharacterized. Gene Ontology annotation, molecular function: N-acetylmuramoyl-L-alanine amidase activity; zinc ion binding; protein serine/threonine kinase activity. Gene Ontology annotation, biological process: peptidoglycan catabolic process; protein phosphorylation. Gene Ontology annotation, cellular component: cytoplasm. The record is from RefSeq and is a predicted model, not a curated record. The coding region runs from base 308 to 2395 and encodes 695 amino acids. NCBI's taxonomy places the organism in Eukaryota, Metazoa, Tardigrada, Eutardigrada, Parachela, Macrobiotidae. The transcript is spliced from 8 exons.
UAGACGUUGUUUUAGGUUUACUCUGUAGCUGGGAGUCAAUGUAACAUGCUCAUAGCAAAUUUUACUGUUCAAUGUUUUUAGAAUACGAGCCUAUAAGGCUUAUUUCAGCUUGGUAAUUGGGUUUGCGCACUUUCGUAUACUCUGUAGGCACAUUUCUUACGGGUACCGCAUAGCCUUUGUCAAGAAGUCUAAUAAUGAAAACACAACAAAGUCCCGCCUAGGCGAUCGGUCAGUCUUCUCUCGCGGCACCAUUUACCAACGCGUUUGUAAUUCGAGGCCGUUUCGGUUCACGUCUACUCCGAAAAAGAUGCCGCAGACCUAUGGAAAUGGAAUUAUGUGUGGGGCUUUUGGGAUUGCAUUUGCCGGCUAUUUUGCGAUAUGUAGUUUCGCGCUUAUAACUCCUGCAGAGUGGCAAAAUGUCACCGAAGCUAACGAACCACAAAGGAAUGUUACCUUCGCCACCGCCGAUAAUUUUAUCGCUGCUAAUACGCAGCACGAUGAACCGGCAUCCGCUGAUGUCAGAAACCUCCAGCAAGGCGCACUGACUUCCGGGGAUUCGGGCAACGGAACAUUGCCCACCAAUGCAUCGUGCCCACCUAUGGUAUCCCGUGCCGAAUGGAACGCCCGUGAUCCGAUCUAUAAUAACCAAACCGAGGUCAAAAUAUUUUUACAAUUCCCGUUGCGUUACAUGGUGUACACACAAACUGUAACUGGCACCACGGUGCACGGAACGUGCACCGAUCGAGAAUCCUGCAAAAAGACCGUCAGGGCCAUACAGGACGAUCAUAUGGGCUUCACGCCGGCAUCCACUACGAAAUUUGCCGAUAUCGGCUAUCACUUUCUAAUUGCAAUGGACGGAUCGGUUUUUGAAGGCAGGGGAUGGCUGGUUAAAGGCUCUUAUUACAAACCGUUAAACACGCAAGGAUUUGGGGUCGCCUUUAUUGGGACAUUUCCUGAGGCUGGAACAAGUGUCGCACCUCUGACUUAUGAAGCUGUUCUCUCAGCACACCGGCUGCUACGGUGUGCCCUUUCCGAAGAUUACCUCGUCUCGGUAAACUACUCGGUGAUGGCAUUGCAUUUAAGCCCGAUAGUCAGUCAAUACAUUGACAAUCCCGACACGUUCCCGCGCGAUUCUCCGUUACUAACACCAGCCAUGAUUGUUGUGGUAUCCAUUGGCUGUACUGUCGCUUUAGUUUUUAUUAUCGUUUUCGGCAUCUCGAGUUGGAGAAAGUCGCGGGCAUCGAUUGAACAGGAACCGCUGAUGCCAGAAGCCCAGCUUUAUACGAACUACCAGUCGGCAAAUCAAGGAGCGUUUCUUCCGCAAGCUGACGCUUAUAAAAUAUUGGGCAGCGACUGUCGAUACCAGUAUUUACCGAACGAGGUUAUAGGAAGCGGAUCGGCAGGGACGGUGUACAAGGCACGGAUCACAGAUCGUGGGACAUAUACCGGCGACGGGGAAUUGGCAGUCAAAGUUAUACACAUGAAAAACACGGAUGAACGGGAAACAGAAGCCGAACAACUUAGAAAAUUCAGUGACAAAUGGAAGAAAUUGAUUAGCCUGAACUGUACGCAUCUGGUGGCAUGCCAUAAAAUUUCCAUUUAUCAAACGGAAACCGGAUUUUCUGUGGAGAUCCUGAUGGAUUAUUGCAAUGGUCGUGAUUUGGAGCAGCUGCUAUCCAGAAUCAAAACCGAUCGUGCGCUGUUGGAUCGAGGAACCGCCUUGUGUUACGCACUGCAGAUUGUCAAUGGGGUGGAAUUCUUACAUGAACGACAGCUGAUGCACGGCGACUUAAAACCUGGCAAUGUUUUUGUCAAGUACAGUAAGCUUCGGCAUUUUACUCUAGUCCUUGGCGAUUUGGAUUGCCUUGUGCACAUGCCGCAUAAUACUAUUACCGCCACCCAAGGGACCAAUAUUUUGGGUACCGCAAAAUACAUGUCACCUGAGCGCGUGCGCCGAAACUGUCAUGGAGAGCUUCAGGUUCCUAGCAAGAAAGCUGACAUAUGGAGUGUCGGAUGUAUUAUGCUGGAUUUAUUUGAUUACUCCUCUGGAAUUUAUACGCGAAAAUUUCAAAAAGCCGGCUCUCCGCCUGAAGAGCCCGAUACAAUUCUUGUAGAGAAUAUGGAAGCCCAAGUCCUCAUUAUGAGAAUCAUGAACGGUUAUGUUCCGUUCGUUAGCGACAGGUUGGACCCGCGGUUAUCUAACAUCAUCAGCCAGUGUUUAAUUGUGGACAGCACCAAGAGGCCUUCCGCGGGGGAAAUACACUGCAACCUCGUUUCGUUGUUGGUCCACAUAGCAACACAUCAAGAUAGAACUUUUAUCAGCCAGAUGGAGGUUACACGGCAGUGCGUUUGCGGAAGCCACUUGGCAGAAAAUAGCUUUAAUAUUAACUCUUAAUUCGAUGGUCGUUUGGGACGUUGCAAAUCUUUAAUAAGUAGGCAAGCUUUGAAAGGGAAUUCCGAACAAUAGUUGCUGGGCGAGUGUAGACAACUUUUAAACAAUAAAAAACUGGUACUCGCAAAUAAUGACGUUGAUUCGGUUUCCGUCUAUUGUUUUUGCCGAAAAUUGUGGAUUUCGCGGAAUACCAGGCAUUUGCCUGAAUUUCAUGCUCUACCGCCAACGAAACUUACCGUGCGCUUUAAAACAGUCUCUGCGAAUAAAAUGU